Molecule: messenger RNA, 2490 nt
Organism: Aspergillus terreus NIH2624
Lineage: Eukaryota; Fungi; Ascomycota; Eurotiomycetes; Eurotiales; Aspergillaceae
Exons: 9
Coding region: 1-2490 (829 amino acids)
Source: RefSeq, a predicted model, not a curated record
AUGACUCGGAUUCUUCUUACUGGAGCUUCCGGCUAUGUCGGCGGGGAUAUCCUUCACCUCCUCAGAUCACGUCACCCUGAAUACAAAUGUAGUGUCCUACUGAGGGAUAGUGGAAAGGCGGCAUCCAUCACGAACGCCUAUCCCGAUGUCCGGGUUGUCUCGGGAGACCUAGACUCCGCAUCUCUUAUUGAGGAGGAAGUACGCCAGGCCGAUAUUAUCAUCAAUGCUGCCAGUUCUGGUCAUAUCAAAUGCGUGGAAGCCAUCGGCCGUGGUUUGGCUACGCGUAGUGAUUCCAAACCUGCCCACUGGAUCCAGAUCUCAGGGGCUAGUGUGCAUUCGAUCCCUGAUAUCGUUAGUUGUACGUUUGGGGAGUCGACCGACACGAUCCACAGUGACAUGGACGGUGCCAACGAGCUCCGCGAGUUCGUGCGCCAGAACUCUGCCGCGCGGGCUGUCGAUAGCUACGUCCUUGGUUUCUCUACCUGUAAGACUGCCCUGAUCUUUCCCCCAAUUAUCUAUGGGCAAGGAAGGGGUGCAAUCAAGCAGCGGAGUGUCCAAAUCCCAGAGCUGUCCAGAGUCACCCUGCAGAAGGGAAAGGCCAUCCAAGUAGGCAAAGGCGAAAGCACUUGGAGCAAUGUCUAUAUCUCUGAUCUCAGCGAGAUCUUCGUCAAGCUCGUGGAGAAGGCCGUUGAAGGGCAGGAGGGCGAGUUUUGGAACCAGGAUGGCAUUUACUUUGCCGGAAAUGCUAUGUUGAACUUCAAAACUAUCUCGCAGCUCGUUGCAAAUGCUGCUCAUAGUUUGAACCUCAUCAACUCGACAGAAGUCAAGGGAGUCACUGCCAGCCAGGCUGACGAGUUGACAGCUAAGGGUAGCAUCUUUUGGGGCACCAAUGCCAAACAGAACUCUCAAAGAGCCCGCAAGUUGCUCGGAUGGGUUCCACAAGGCCCAUCUUUGGAGGAAGAGAUUCCGACAACAGUCUGGCCUGUGAAGGAUUUUCAGAUGAGGUUCGCUGGGCUCUCUAUGAGCACUGCAAUGGGGACUGAAUUAGUUGCGGGAUCUAUCGACGCCUCGCUGGCCGAAAUUGACAGCAGAUCACGAAGUCCAAGCCGUCGAUGUGCUGGUGACAUCGUCGUCGGACCGUUUGGCGUUCUAAAUUUCGAAAUGCCAUCCACUGAACGCUCAGCAACAGGAGGACAACCGGAUCCUUCCCAAGGCCCAACCGUUACCGCUACCCCCGUUAGCGCAGAUAUUGCACCGACGAAUUUAGUCGCAACGGUAGCCACUGAGUUCCCGGUGGCUAGUCCGGGACUGUCCGCGCUUGACUCUUUAGCCUACAUGGACGAUUUCUUGCAUUGGUCUGACUUGCUAGGCCUGAAUCCUGAUAAAUCAGGCGUUUCAUUGUCUUUGGAUGCCGGUGAGACUUUCGACUUCAAUCUGCCUCCUGAGACGUCGGGUCCAGAGGGCAGAGUGCGUAAUGUACCGCUGUUCCCCGUGAACCAGCACCAUGAACACGUUCGAACCAGCCCACCUGGACCAGGAGCUGCAGAUCAGAUGCCCACUCCGCAUCAUACCCCCAUGAAAGACACAUCUACCGCACUCACUUCCCUCGAAGAUGCGCCAUUUUUAUUCAAGCAUUUCCAAGACAAUGUGAUUCCGCAGAUGAUGGCAGUGCCCCUAGGAGAGAAAUCUCCUUGGAAGAUUCUGAAUCUUCCGACUGCUAUCGUUACCUACAGUGAUAUAACAUUUCUCGGUACUAGAACAACUAGCCAUGCGCGACUCGCGAACUUGUACGGCUUGAUGGCUUGUUCCUCUAUCCAUCUUACUUUAGAGCCAAUCAGAGACCUGGAUAAACCAGUGGAAUAUUGGAGACGCAUUGCAGAGCGGACAUAUCAGCAAGCAAAAGACCAUAUGCAGAUAUCACUGCAGUGCGAAACACGAGAACCCAAAAAGGCAAAAUACAAGGAUCAACUGAUGGCCAUCUGUGGUCUCAUUCAGUUCGCGGUACUAUCUGGCCAGCAACAACAUGCCCGUUGUUUGAUGGUCGACGCUGAACGGUUACUACGGCUUCGAGGUCUACCAAAACGCCGCAUCUCUCAAAAGGCCCGUCUUUUGCACCACGUCUACACCUGGCUUCGGAUAGUGGGUGAGAGCACCUACGUGCUGCACGACUACACUCCAUCAACGUCCUUCCUCGAGGCUCUUGAUACCCAGUUUCGGACGCCGCCUAGUAUGGAUACCAUAGCAGCAAAUGGUAAUCCUCGACUUGAUGAUUUUCUUCGUCUGGAGGCAAAGAACUCAGACAGCGACCUCAACAUCGACGAGCCAAAGGACCCGGACAUUGGUCUACAUGAUAUUCAUCUCCAGGACUCUCGUGUAUUCUCAGAAACCUUGUAUAAGCAGAUUUAUGGCAUCCCAGAGACAUGGCUGAGCUUAGUGUCGCAAACGACAAGAAGCAUGGGAGACGCUCCAGCGGCGAAGUGUGCGGCUUGA